Paramecium tetraurelia is the source of this 1271-nucleotide messenger RNA. RefSeq lists its product as uncharacterized. Lineage: Eukaryota; Ciliophora; Oligohymenophorea; Peniculida; Parameciidae. The transcript is spliced from 6 exons. The record is from RefSeq and is a predicted model, not a curated record.
AUGAAAAAUGGAGGGAAGAGAAAGGAGACAAAUAUAUAAAUGUUGAGUGAAGUAGGAAUAGUGUGUGAUAGAUAUUUAUAUAUUUAGAUCCAUUUGAUCGAUCCGUUUUUAAAACAUUAAUUAAAAUAUAUGCAAAAACUAGCCAUCUUGACAUUAGUUGUUGCUCUUGCAGCUUCCAAAUUUGUUGAUACCCAUACAACUUUGGCUUAAAUUGAUGCUAAUCCAUUUGGAAAUGUUGUAUUGUCAGCCAUCAAAGCCCACUUGUAAGCCUAAACACCAGCCAACGAAGUUAAUAUGUUAUUGAACGGUGUCGCUGCUGGAUUGUAAUAAGAUCAAAAUGACCACGACCACACUUUUGAACUUGACACAACAACCAACAACAGAAUUGUCGAAGAUUUGGAAAAGGAAAUCUUGUAUCACUAAAAUCAAAUCUCAUCCAACACUUAAUUGAGAGACGACACAAUUGAAGCUUUGGCUGUUUCUGAAGAAGACAUCAGAGUCACAAUUCAAGACAUCGCAACAAAUGAAUAAACAUAUGCCAGAGAAGAAGCCACAAGAAACUAAUAACACGAAACCUUUGUUGCUAAGGUCGCCGCUAUUGAUGACGUUAUUGAUGCCAUUGAUGAAGCUGCCAAAUUAAUUCAACACUUGAGUUUAGGUGCCUCAUUCGUCUAAGUCAAAUCAAAAUACGAAACAAUUCACAAGAGACUCACAGACAACACCUCCCACUCCCAACUCUUACAACCAGUCGUUGCUGCUCUUACAGAAUUAGCCACUCACGGAGUCAACUAAAAGGCUUUAACCAAGAUUGCUUAACUCUUGAGCGAAAUCAGAUAAUAAUUGGUCUCAGAAAAGGCUGCUAAAACUGACGUUGAAGAUAGAUAAGCUGCUCACUGGGCUGAAUUCAGCGUUCAUUUGAGUAACGAACACACCAGAUUAGUCGAAAGAAAGGCCUAAUUGGAAGUCUAAAUCUAAGAAUAAAAGGACACCAUUGAAGAUGCUCAAUCAUGGAUCGAAUUCCACACCUUAGAAUUAGAAAACAGUGAAGAAAGACUUGCUGGAUAAUAAGCUUGGUAUGCAGUCUAAUCAGAAAUCUAUGAAACUCAAACUGCUGAAAGAGCUGCAUAAAACGAAAUCGUUGACAGACUCUAAGAACACAUCAGCGAGAAAUUAUCAACCACCGCUCAAUUCAUCAGCAAGAGAAAUUGAUUCAUUAACAUAUACAAUUAUUGACAAUUGUUCUACAUUUAACAGUAUUUCAAUCUUCACUC